AUGCAUCGCUCGGUUGCCAAGCUCGCCUUGCUCCUCGCCACGGUCAUCUUCUCCGUCGCCGCCGCUCAUGCCCGGCAGCUCCAGCUGGCCCAUGCGGCUGGCGCGAGCUGCUUGCCGCACGAGAGAGACGCAUUGCUGGCCUUCAAGCAAGCCGGCAACGACACCUACGACUUCCUCGCCUCGUGGCAAAGACGGCACAAAGAUUGUUGCCGGUGGAGGGGUGUCACCUGCAGCAACGAAACCGGCCAUGUGAUCGAGCUUGACAUUGGUGUCACCUUUUUGGAGGGCAAGAUAAGUCCUUCCUUGCUUUCUCUCGAGCAUCUUGAGUACCUAAAUCUCAACAACACCAACCUACUUGGACCAGACGGUACUUCUUUGUUCCCAGAAAUCUUGUGUUCUUUAAGCAACUUGAGGCACCUCGAUCUCUCAGGGACACGAUUCUCUGGUAGAUUGCCAGCUCAACUUGCCAACCUUUCAAAUUUGGAGUACCUCGAUCUCUCAGAGACAUCCCUGCACGGGCCUAAUGGUCGCGCUCCAGAGUUCUUGCCCCGUAAAAACUUGAGACAUCUCGAUCUCUCAGGCACACAGUUCUCUUGGAGAGUUUCUCCUCAGCUUUUCAACCUUUCAAAGUUGGAGUAUCUCGACCUCUCCCACACUAGCAUGUCGGGUAUACUGCCGCCUCAGCUCGGAAACCUUUCAAACUUGCGACACCUUAGCCUCGGUUUCAUGCAAGAUAUACACACAUCAGAUAUCUCAUGGUUAACUCAUCUCCAUUUCCUGGAAUAUGUUGACAUGAGUAAUAUAAAUCUCAGCAGAGCGGAUGUAUUUCUCGUGGCCAACACAAUACCAUCUCUGAAGGCCCUUAUUCUUAUCAGUUGCGCACUUCCAAAUGCAGACCAGUCGCUUACGCAAGUAAACCUCACGAAACUAGAGCAGCUUUAUCUCUCUGGAAACUAUUUGGGCCACCGAAUUGAAACAUGUUGGUUCUGGAACCUAACAAGCAUCAAGGACCUAGAACUCGAAUCAACCUAUCUUUAUGGUCCAUUCCCUGAUGCACUAGGAGGUAUGAUAUCCCUCCAGCGCAUGAAUUUUAACUAUAAUGGUAAUUCAGCCACAAUGACGGUGGACUUGAAAAAUCUAUGUGAUUUAGAGACCCUAUUGCUCGAUAGGAGUCUUGCAUUUGUGAACCUGACAGAUUUCGUGAUGAAACUGCCACAAUGUUCGUCCAAUAAAUUGAAGAUGUUGAGCUCAAACCACAACAAUAUGGCAGGAGUGCUGCCAGAUAUGGUUGGGCACUUCACCAGCUUGAAGUCCCUUUACCUUUAUAAUAAUAGCAUUACUGGAGCUAUACCAACUGGUUUAGUGAAUUGUACUAGUUUGCGAACAGUCGCUCUCGGUUUGAACCAACUAAGUGGGCAGAUACCAACAUUGCCGAGAAGCCUCACCCAAGUGGACUUAUCCAUGAACAGCUUGUCAGGACCUUUGCCGUCAGAUUUUGGAGCUCCAGAUCUUACAGUACUAAGUCUAUCCUCCAAUUACAUCACUGGUCACGUUCCUAGUCCUAUUUGCAAGUUGCAAAACCUAGUUUUCUUGGAUUUGUCCCAGAAUAGGUUUGAGGGAGAAUUUCCCAGGUGUUCUUCAAUGCCAAACUUGAUAUUCGUACACUUAAGUAACAACAACUUCUCCGGAAAUUUCCCGCCAUUCCUCCAAAACUGCUCGCAAUUGACUUUCCUUGAUCUUGCAAUGAAUGGGUUCGAUGGAGCACUACCAGUAUGGAUCGGAGACCUAGUGAACUUGCGGUUUGUCCAGCUAAACCAUAACAUGUUCUAUGGGGAUAUUCCAGCUAACAUCACAAGUCUUGUACUACUUCAACUGUUCAGUUUAGCGAGCAACAAUAUAUCAGGAUCAAUUGCAUCAUCCUUGUCAAAAUUAAUAGGCAUGACCCUGAAACAUCUGCCAAGAUCUGAACCACAGUGGUUUGAAUUCACAGGCUCUACAGAUGAAAUGCUGCCCGUGGAUAUUUUGUCUGUGGUGAUGAAGCAGCAAGAACUUAAGUUUAGAGGUGCUGCAUUUACUGACAUCGUCAGCAUUGAUUUGUCGCUCAACUACUUGACCGGUGAACUUCCAGAUGAUAUAACUUCUCUGAAUGGACUGUUGAGUUUGAAUUUAUCAUGGAAUCACCUGAGCCAGAAAAUUCCAGCGAAGAUAGGGGAUAUGAAAUCACUAGAAUCACUCGACUUGUCAAGGAACAAUAUCUCCGGUGAAAUCCCAACGAGCCUCUUAGAUUUGACAUAUCUAAGCUCCUUGGACUUGUCAUACAACAAUCUUGCAGGAAGAAUUCCAACAGGCCGUCAACUUGACACCCUGUACGCAGAAGAUCCGUCCAUGUACGAUGGCAACAGUCACCUUUGCGGGCUUCCUGUUCAAAGGAAUUGCUCAGGCAACAGUCCACCAGAGCAUGGGAAUCAUCAGAGAAGUGAAAAUGCUUAUGAACCAGUGAUGUUCUUCUACAUUGGGCUAGCGUCUGGCUUUGUGGUCGGACUCUGGCUUGUGUUCUGUGCUUUCCUGUUCAAAAGGGCGUGGAGACAUGCCUAUUUUCGCCUCUUUGACAAGCUAUGUGACAAGGUGUACGUGUUUGUUGUUGUUACUUGGGGCCGGAUAAACACCAAGGCGACUGCAAGUUGA
Triticum turgidum subsp. durum (durum wheat) is the source of this 2685-nucleotide messenger RNA. NCBI's taxonomy places the organism in Eukaryota, Viridiplantae, Streptophyta, Magnoliopsida, Poales, Poaceae. The record is from the annotation of a GenBank genome assembly.